CGAGUCCGAGCUCACGGAACAUGUAUUAAGAAGACUCAAGCGGAACCUACAAAUUGGUCUCCUUGGUCUACGAUUGAAUGUGCCCUGCUCGAUCGUCACGACUGGAAGGGCCUUCCCAUUGCCAGUCUAGAAGCUCCACCUCAUGACACCCCACUGCGGCCAGUACGAUUUCGCAAAUUCUUCCAGUUCUCGGACGCAGACGCUAUCAGUCGGGCUCGCCUGUACAUCACCAGCCUAGGAGUAUAUCGCGCCUUUAUCAAUGGUCAGGCGGUGGGCGAUCAAUGCAUGGCUCCUGGUUGGACAAGCUACCGGCAUCGCCUCAAUUAUCAGGUGUUUGAUGUUGCAGCUCUGCUAAAUAAAAGCGGACCAAAUGUAAUCGCGGUCGAGGUGGGCGAAGGAUGGUAUGCUACCCGUCUAGGAUUUAGGGGAGGCCGCCGAAAACUAUAUGGCGAUAAGUUAGCGGUACUGGCCCAGCUAGAGGUGCAGUCUGAGCAGGAGAAGUCCUUUUCAUUGGCCACAGAUUCUACCUGGACUUGUCAGCCAAGUGCAAUCCUGCAGAGUGAGCUGUAUGAUGGCGAAAUCUACGAUGCGAGAGAGGAGAACCCUAACUGGAAUAAUGCUCUUGAGGGUAGGGAUUCUUCUUGGAAUCCCGUGCAGGAGUUACAGUUCCCUUCAGCAACUUUGGUAGCUCCGGAUGCGCCACCCGUGCGCGUUACAGAGGAGGUCAAAGCAGUAGAAGUUCUACAUACUCCAUCAGGAAAGACCGUUGUUGAUUUCGGUCAGAAUCUCGUCGGUCGGUUACGCGUCCGCUGCAUAAACAAACCCGAGGGAGAGAAAGUCACCUUCACACAUGCGGAGGUCCUAGAGCACGGUGAGCUAGGAACUCGCCCAUUGCGAGCCGCAAAAUGUAGGGAUGAAUUUAUCUCUGCGGGAAAAGACGUCACAGACUGGACCCCACAACAUACCUUUCACGGAUUCCGAUAUGUACAAGUAGAUGGUUGGACUGAUCAAGAUCCACCCUUACUUACAACCCUUGCGGCAUUGGUAAUGCACACUGACAUGACUCGCAGUGGUUGGUUCGAGUGCUCGCAUCCAAUGGUUAACCAGUUACAUCAGAACGCCUGGUGGAGUAUGCGCGGGAACUUCUUGUCCAUUCCAACGGACUGUCCCCAGCGAGAUGAGCGCCUUGGAUGGACUGGAGACAUUCAGGUUUUCUGUCCGUCGGCGAACUUUCUCUACGAUACAGCCGGAAUGCUGGGGCACUGGCUGGAAGAUGUGGCUGCAGAACAGCUUAAAGACGGUAACGGCUGUGUUCCACCACUCGUGGUACCAAAUGUGGUCAGCUCAGAGUUGUGGCCGCAUCAUGUGCCUCAAGCAAUUUGGGAUGAUGUAGUUGUCUUGACCCCUUGGACUCUCUACCUCUCUUACGGGGACAGUGACAUUCUCCGCCGACAAUAUGCCAGUAUGCUAGCCUGGAUCGACCGAGGAAUUCAACGGGGUCCCGAUGGGCUCUGGGAUCCCCAAGUGUGGCAGCUAGGAGACUGGCUAGACCCAACAGCACCACCAAUCGAACCAGGAGACGCCCGGACGGAUGGCACACUAGUUGCCGAUGCCUAUUUGGUCCAUGUCACUUCAGUCAUGGCUCAAAUCAGUGAGGCCCUAGGCGAAACGGCAGACGCCACCCGAUUCCAGGCCGACUCGGACCGACUGAAGACAACUUUCCAGGAGAAGUAUAUCGCUCCGUCGGGCUUACUUGCUGGAGACACCCAGACAGCACUAAGCCUGGCACUCAUGUACGACCUCCACUCCACGGCCGAUCAGGCCAUAGAAGCAGCAAACCGACUAGUUCGCCAGGUCCGGCAAGCCAAGUUCCGAGUAGCCACGGGGUUCGCCGGUACCCCGAUCAUCGCCCAUGCGCUGACCAAGACCGGGCAUCACCAAGUCGCCUACCGCAUGUUGCUGGAGAAGAGCCGGCCAUCCUGGAUGUACCCGAUCACCAUGGGGGCAACCACGAUAUGGGAACGCUGGGACAGCAUGCUCCCCGAUGGAUCCAUCAAUCCGGGCGAGAUGACCAGCUUCAACCACUACGCUCUCGGCUCCAUCAUCAACUGGCUCCAUUACAGCGUGGCUGGCGUGCGUCCUAUCGCUCCGGGAUGGAAGCAGUUCCGGGUUGAACCCAUCCCCGGCGGUAGUAUCGAUUCAGCUGAAGUCGCCUAUGAGACCCCCUACGGACGGAUAAAAUGUCGAUGGGCCUUCGACCCGGCUGAGGAUCGCUUCAGUUUGGACCUGUUAGUCCCUCCGAACUCGCGCGCGCUUGUCAUCCUGCCCAGUGAGGAGAGAUGGGAAAAGAGGAUCACCCUGAAGGCCGAUGACGAAGACGGUACAUGGAUCGGAUCUGGGCACCACCAGUUCUCAUGCCGAUGGAGCGUGGAGAGUCAUCGUGGUGGGUGGCCUCCUAAACCCAUUAUCCCAAUCAUGCGGAAGCCGGGCCCGGAGACCAUUGCUUGACAUGAAUAUAUAGACUUGGCUUUUUACCUUUGGACAUACAUGUUAGCGAUAGAAUUGAAUGCAGUACAUAGUUUCCGGGGUGGCAAUCUAGACGCACGACACACCCGAGUAAUGUGUCCAUGAACUAUAUCAUGAUUCCAAGACAAAUCGCAAUGAAUUCAAAGACCUCCCCUGCCAGAUGCUAGAAC
This is a messenger RNA of Aspergillus pseudotamarii, 2696 nucleotides long. RefSeq names its product bacterial alpha-L-rhamnosidase-domain-containing protein. The record is from RefSeq and is a predicted model, not a curated record. The coding region runs from base 286 to 2508 and encodes 740 amino acids. Lineage: Eukaryota; Fungi; Ascomycota; Eurotiomycetes; Eurotiales; Aspergillaceae. The transcript has a single exon. Gene Ontology annotation, biological process: carbohydrate metabolic process.